CGGUCUCAUCUUUUCCAACAAUGCGAAAAAUAGAUGUUGGAUGAUAACAGUCAACGUCGUUUCAAUUAUCAUGGUGGUGAUCUCGGUUGUAUGGUUAAUUGGAAGCCUAUUUUUUGUUGGAAUAUUCGUCGCCCUCAAAGUGGAGUGCAAUGCAUGCGGUCCAGAUGACUACUGCGAAAACUGUGGCAUUUCUUUUGAGUAUGUUAUCCCCAGCGGAGUGUUUAUGGUUCUAUUCUCAGCCAUUACUCUUGCGACGUCAAUCGUGUUGAUUGUUUCAUCCUGUACUUGCCGCAGAUCAAAUAUGGAUUCUGCCCCAAUAUAAUGCUAUUGUUGGGUCGUUGCUUAUUCUGCUGAACCAAAAAUAUUAAUAUGCAUUAAACAUCAACGUGGACGUACAUUAAUGCACCUAUUUUGUAUUCAUUUUUAUUGAAUGCAUUGUAGUUUUAGAUAGUUAACAUUUAGAAUUAUCAAUCAACCAAGUUUUUUUACUUUUGUAAAAUAUUUAAUUUAAAUUUGUGAUUUCAAAUUUACCCAUCUAUGAAACAAUCAAACGUAAGAAGAGGCCUACAAAAUCAAAUACAUUAAGGCCCAUUGAAUGUAUCGGUAGUUUUAUACAUGCAAUAGGCCUAUUUCAAUUUUCUUAUUUCAUUAGGCCUAUACUUUUGUAAAAUAUUUAAUAAAACUGUAGUUUGUACUGAAAGAA
Anneissia japonica is the source of this 703-nucleotide messenger RNA. RefSeq lists its product as uncharacterized. The record is from RefSeq and is a predicted model, not a curated record. Lineage: Eukaryota; Metazoa; Echinodermata; Crinoidea; Comatulida; Comatulidae.